Messenger RNA from Hyphopichia burtonii NRRL Y-1933, 1605 nucleotides. It is a transcript of the gene RRN11, whose product is annotated as Rrn11p. The transcript has a single exon. Gene Ontology annotation, cellular component: RNA polymerase I core factor complex. Gene Ontology annotation, molecular function: RNA polymerase I general transcription initiation factor activity; RNA polymerase I core promoter sequence-specific DNA binding; TBP-class protein binding. NCBI's taxonomy places the organism in Eukaryota, Fungi, Ascomycota, Pichiomycetes, Serinales, Debaryomycetaceae. Gene Ontology annotation, biological process: transcription initiation at RNA polymerase I promoter; nucleolar large rRNA transcription by RNA polymerase I. The record is from RefSeq and is a predicted model, not a curated record. Bases 1 to 1605 code for a protein of 534 amino acids.
AUGUUUGAAGAAGUCCACAGACAUAUCAUAUAUGAAAAAGAAACUGAGUUCAAUAAACUAGAAGCAAGAUUCAUCGAGUUGAAUCAUUUAAGUCAUAUAAUAAAGUCAAAUAAAGUAACCAAAAAUCAAAAGAAGAUCAUAAAAAGUGAAAAAAACAAACAAAAACUUUUGAAAAAGAUAAGGAAAUGGUUGGUUCAAGACAGUGCUGCUCCUCAAGAAUCCUUUGAGAUAUGGCAUGAACACGUUAAGUCAUCGGUUGAUAAGCUUGAUGUAAAUGGACUUCAGAUUGAGAUUUUAGAAGAAAUCAAGAAGUUAGAAAAUGAACAUACUGAGGAUGACUCGGCUGACCUGCCUAAUAAUAAUACCCUAGAUGAAGAAGAGUAUGGCCAUAUAGCUAAUGAAACCGAAAGAGAUGAGCAAAGGGAAAGGGAUAGGCAGCAGAGAGAGAAGGAAGUAUCCGAAGGGAAAGCCUUUGAAGUAAAAUUAAAAGAAAUGACAAAUGGUAAUGACAGUUCAUCAUGGACAAAAGUGAAUCAUUUUAUAAGGUCAAGAGGCUUAGAGAUGCUACCGGUUCAUAAUACAGAAUCCAAUGAAAUACCAUAUAGACUCUUUCCAGCUGCCACGGUUCAACACGUGAAUAAUUUGACCACUCUUUUACAUAUAAACAUCAUGAAAAAGAAUUGGAACCUUGCAUAUAGUAUAUUCUGUGUAAUAAUAAGAAUACCUCAUGUUGAUAUACGAAGCCUUUGGCCCCUUGGGAUUGAAAUAAUUAUAGGGAAACAAAGUGAAUCACUGGAUGGGACGAAACCAACAAUAUUUAAGGAUGAAAAAUUCUUUGAUUGGCUUCUUUCUUUCUAUGCAUAUACAGGUAUACCUUACAGGCCAACCAGUGCCCAACAAAGAAAGUCAAACUCAGCUAUUAACUGGAGAUCAGGUUCAAAAACCUAUAGUCCACUAUUUGCAAUAACAUCACUUUGGAAUUUGAUGUGCAACAAGAAUUAUUUUAAAUUUAACGAGAGGUUAGAGGAAUUUCUCUUGCAACCUCCCUACACUAGUGAUGGAAUAUUCUAUUUUUUCAAGAUCUUGUAUCUUUUGGGUCAAAAUUCUAGGUUAGCUACUAAGUUCAUGAAUCAUGGAAAGCUUUUCGACGUUAAUGAUGACGAACAAGAGGAAAUAGAAGAUGCAAAGUUUAAUAUAGAUCCGCUAGAUACUAAUAGUAAAUCGUCAAUAUCUAAGUUGUAUCUCUCGAAUCAGAAGUCAAUUACACAGCUCUUGGAAACAUGUGAUCAGUUAGGAUUAGAGUACCCAAAACCUUCAGUGAUUUCUCAAAUGAAACGAUUGCUGAAGAAAAUUGGUAUUGAGGAUGGAGGUGAUAAUGGAUCCGAAUCCGAAUCUGAUUCUGAUAAUCAAGAGUCUGCUUAUAUGACAGCUAAUUCUUUCGCCAUCAAUAAAAGUGUCAAUGAUGAAGACGAAGCACAUGAUUUACUGGAAUUUUCUGAUGAUCCAGGUAAUGAAGAUAAUGAGGAUGAAAGGGAUGAAAUUACUGAUAGACAAAUCAUGCCAAAAGAUAUUGAACUGAUGGAUUUUGAUUUCGAUUUCGAAUAA